AUGGACGCUUUUCCAGAGCUUGGGAGCAGCUUCAUCGUCAUUGCUAUUGUGAUACCAUCGGUCGUAUUGAUCGCGCUUGUCACGUUGAUCAUAAUAGUUCUCGCUCUAUCUGGCACUGUCCGCAACGACGGUAUCACUCUGAAACAAGAGCGAGUGAGCAAGCGGAAAGAGGAGCUAGAACGAAACGUCAAGACGCAUAAGUUCGAUGACUGGCUUAUGGGUCAGAAAGAGAAACAUCCAGGAUUUCUCACAACAGAUUCUAUUUGCGCGAUAUGUCUCGAUGGGCUCACUGGCAAUGCGCAGAUUCGAGGCCUCCAAUGCUCUCACGCCUUCCAUAAGCAGUGCCUCGACGAGUACUACUGUGCGUUUGUAUAUGAGUAUUGCCCUCUGUGUCAUCGAACGAUCAUCCCAGGGGCGAGCCCGGCAAGCCAGAAAAAAGGCGAAACUUCAGACUCUAUUACAGAGGUGGUCGUAGUAUGAAGAAGCCGAGACAGCGCUCGAGAACGUACUGAAAUUCCGAAGCUGAAUGUGCUUCACGCUGAAGAAACUACAACAUUGAGAGUCAGGAGGGAAAGACCUACGUAGCGGUCCACACAC
Molecule: messenger RNA, 597 nt
Organism: Dothidotthia symphoricarpi CBS 119687
Lineage: Eukaryota; Fungi; Ascomycota; Dothideomycetes; Pleosporales; Dothidotthiaceae
Exons: 3
Coding region: 1-480 (159 amino acids)
Source: RefSeq, a predicted model, not a curated record